GGCAGCAGCGCCAAGCAACACCGCCCACAGUCCACUCUGCGAAGAGGAAACCACGUACCAGAGACAGGAAGCAAGGGGGGAUGCGCAGGCACGAUUAAGAAAUAGAUCUAUAUUUUUGUGCAAGGAUUUGUCCAAGGAGGUAGAUCUGUCGUCCAUCUCAGAAAUGGAUUUUGCAAGCAACUGAGCCCUCGCCCGCAUUCCUCGGCUGCCCCCUUUUCCUCCUUUGAUCCGCACUUCGGGACAGUUGCACGUGGGGAAACGUCCUCUCUCUAGAGAGGUGAGUCCACAGGGUGGGUCAGAACAGCCACGAUGUCACCCGAUGAGAUCAUCUACUUGGCGGUGCUUCUGGUCUCCAUCCCCAUUGGCUUCUUUUUCAAGAAAGGGGGGUUGAAGGUCAAGCAGUUCGGAGGAGCGGCUGCCGGGCUCGGCCUCACGCUGGCCACCUGCCACAUCCACACCAUCCACUCGCUCAUCACCAUCCUGGGGACAUGGCUCAUUAUCAACAUCUCGCCACGAUCGUGCCACUACCUGACGCUAGCAUGGACCUUCUCCUACUUGUUCUUUUUCCGCACAGUCACCUACUUUGACCUCCCGGAGCCAACACCUUUCACCAAUGCUGUGCAACUUUUGCUCACUCUCAAGAUGGUGAGCUUAGCCAACGAGGUGCAAGAAUUCACUCAGGCGAAGAAACAGGAAGUGACGUCAUUUGCCAAGUCUUCUGUGAUUGGUGUGAUCCCCAAAAUGCCCGGACUGGUGGAGAUACUGUGCUACAGUUAUUGCUAUGUGGGGCUCAUGACAGGCCCGUUUUACCGGUACCGUACUCACCACGAUUGGCUGAACCAGCCCGAUUCCUCGGUCAUCCCUAGCUGGCAACCGCUGAUUUCUAGGUCGAAGAUGAUACCCAUUUUUGGGGCCUUUUUCCUGGUGGUCUCUCAUUACUUCCCCCUCGAUUACGUCCGAAGCGAUGAGUUCUACGGACGAGGAUUCCCUUUCCGCCUCUUCUACAUGGUCCCCAUCUUCUUCGUCUUCCGCAUGCGCUUCUACGUGGCUUGGCUGUGUGCAGAAUGCGCCUGCAUCUCUGCAGCUUUUGGCGCUUAUCCUACCAGCGCCAAAUCGCGAUCUGGCGGGGGACCCACGGUGGAGUACGAGCCACUCAGCAAAUCAGCCAAUGGAGAUGCAUCCAUCAUUGCCUAUGAUUAUGAGACAAUCAAGAACAUUGAUCCGCAUGGCACAGACUUCUGCGUCAAAGUGAAGGAUGGCAUGCGCUAUUGGAACAUGAGUGUCCAAUGGUGGUUGGCACAGUACAUCUACAAAAGUGCACCUGUCCGUUCUUACGUUAUGAGGAGCGCCUGGACGAUGCUCAUCUCCGCCUACUGGCACGGAAUUCAUCCUGGCUACUACCUCAGCUUCCUUACCAUCCCACUCUGCCUCGCCUCUGAGGGCGCAAUGGAGAGCGGCUUCUUGAGACACCUCUCUUCUGCUGGCCGUCUCUGUGGCGACUGGGUGCAGUGGUUCCUGAAGAUGAGGGCCUACGACUACAUGUGCAUGGGUUUCGUGCUGCUCACCUUUGAGGACACCGUCCGCUACUGGAACUCGAUUUACUAUUGCAUCCAUGUGGCAGCGCUGGCGUUCUUCCUGCUGGGGAAGGUGCUGGGGGCCCGGAGGGAGCGGGUCUCCCACAAAGGCAAAGAGGGAGUGAUGGAGUACCCCCAGUGGCGAGACUGAGAGGGCUGAGGCAAGGUCAGCACAAGCCCCAUGACAUGGGCCACUUCCGUGGGCCUUGGAGGCAGGGAACGUACAUGACACAUGGCUAUUUUUGAUGUGUUUCACUAUUGAAAUCAGAGUUGGGGAUCCAAGAAAAGGAACCGGGAGUGGUGUCUCCAAAUCCCUGUUCUUCAUCUGCGCCCAUACUAGAGGAUAUGGGAAUCCUCACAUCGUUGCAUCUCUGAUAACUCACUCCACAACAGUGUAUCCUCAGGGGAGAAAAGCCCAGACAUCUUAACUCCUAAAUCCUUCCUGUUAGAUUUUCCUUCUAGCUUUCAUUCUGUCCCAGAAAGCUCAGGAGGCCUGAUUCCUAGCAUCUCUCUACUCUUAAACUUUCCCCUCUCUCUCUCUCUCUCUCUCUCUCUCUCUCUCUCUCUCUAUAUAUAUAUAUAUAUAUAUCAGCCAUUUUACAGGGGACAAACUGGGGCUUUGCAAUAAAGAACUGAUCUCCAUUACUUGCCUGCUUCCUGACUGACAUCAUACUUGUGGUGUGCGUUUUUUAAUGCCACAGUUGUAACUUUGAAAUUAUGUGGAUUUUUAUUUUGCGGGAGAGGGGGAAGUGUUGCUUCUGGAUGGUAGGUCAGCUGAGGACACUGAGGUGUUGAAAAGUUUGAAAAAGCCCCAGCCAGGUCAAGUGUGUUUGCAGAUAUCCCUCUGUAGUGAGAUGUGCAAAAACAUGACAGCCUCUCACCAAGUCCUGAAUCAGUGAGCCCCUGAAUGUAGGAGUGAGAUUCAGGGUGGGGAAAAGGCACUUCUGGGCCUAGAAGCCAGCGCAGCAAAAGAGUGGUACAGCAAACAUAAUGUUUUGCUUAUGUAGUGUUGGAAAACUAGCAAUGAAAUGAUAUUUUGCACGUAAAGACUGCCACAUUUAAAUGGAUCAGUGUUGAAUGUCAGUUAUAGGGAGCUGAUUCAAAUUCAACUUUUCAGCCAUGACACUUGAGUUAUGGACUGCAAAAUCACAGUCUCUGGUCUUUGGGACCUGAAUACACACACACACACACACACACACACACACACACACACACACACACACACACUCACGCACAAAUGGGAGCCUUCAAAAGGCCUUGAAAGGGGUUUGGGACGGCUUCUGCCCUGAAAGACAGCCCAGAAAUAUUUUAAAUAAAAAUAAAAUAAAUAAAAGGUGGGGUUUACAUUGCAGAACCCAAAAAUGAUUGUAAUUUUACCUGUCUCAAGGAUAACUUUUUUUUAUGUCUUAAGGAAAUCUAAUCAUGAAACAACCUGUCUGUAAACAUACUUUGUAGCCUAGUCCACUAUAAUGUAAUUGGAAAGCCUGACUGGAAAAAUAAAAG
Messenger RNA from Elgaria multicarinata webbii, 3077 nucleotides. It is a transcript of the gene MBOAT7, whose product is annotated as membrane bound O-acyltransferase domain containing 7. Gene Ontology annotation, molecular function: lysophospholipid acyltransferase activity. The record is from RefSeq and is a predicted model, not a curated record. Lineage: Eukaryota; Metazoa; Chordata; Lepidosauria; Squamata; Anguidae. Gene Ontology annotation, biological process: lipid modification; phosphatidylinositol biosynthetic process. Gene Ontology annotation, cellular component: mitochondria-associated endoplasmic reticulum membrane contact site; membrane. Bases 310 to 1725 code for a protein of 471 amino acids. The transcript is spliced from 8 exons.